Molecule: messenger RNA, 2202 nt
Organism: Pipistrellus nathusii (Nathusius's pipistrelle)
Lineage: Eukaryota; Metazoa; Chordata; Mammalia; Chiroptera; Vespertilionidae
Source: the annotation of a GenBank genome assembly
AUGGCGGAGCCGAGCGGGGCCGAGGCGAGGCCCCCCAUUCGGGUCACCGUCAAGACCCCCAAGGACAAGGAGGAGAUUGUGAUCAGCGAUCGCGCCUCGGUCAAGGAGUUCAAAGAGGAGAUCUCCCGGAGGUUUAAGGCUCAGCAGGAUCAGCUGGUCCUGAUCUUCGCCGGCAAGAUCCUCAAGGACGGGGACACUCUGAGCCAGCACGGGAUCAAGGACGGGCUCACCGUCCACCUGGUCAUCAAGACCCCGCAGAAGGCCCAAGACCCAGUUGCUGCCACUGCUUCUUCCCCCUCCACUCCGGAACCUGCCUCAGCACCCUCCACCACGCCUGCUUCACCUGCCACCCCGGCCCAGCCCUCCACCUCUGGCGGUGCCCCUUCGGACGCUGGCAGUGGGAGCCGGAGGAGCAGUGCGGGGGGUCCCUCCCCAGGGGCUGGGGAGGGCCCUCCCAAUGCUACCACGUCCAUACUCUCUGGCUUUGGGGGCAUCCUCGGCCUGGGCAGCCUGGGCCUGGGCUCCGCCAACUUCAUGGAGCUGCAGCAACAGAUGCAGAGGCAGCUGAUGUCCAAUCCCGAGAUGCUGUCGCAGAUCAUGGAGAACCCGCUGGUCCAGGACAUGAUGUCGAACCCGGACCUGAUGCGCCACAUGAUCAUGGCCAACCCGCAGAUGCAGCAGCUGAUGGAGCGGAACCCCGAGAUCAGCCACAUGCUCAACAACCCCGAGCUCAUGAGGCAGACGAUGGAGCUCGCUCGAAACCCAGCCAUGAUGCAGGAGAUGAUGAGGAACCAGGACCGGGCCCUCAGCAACCUGGAGAGCAUCCCCGGAGGGUAUAACGCCCUCCGCCGCAUGUACACUGACAUCCAGGAGCCCAUGUUCAGUGCUGCCCGGGAGCAGUUUGGCAACAAUCCCUUCUCUUCCCUGGCCGGGAACUCCGACAGCUCAUCCUCCCAGCCUCUGCGGACUGAGAAUCGAGAGCCCCUCCCUAACCCCUGGAGCCCCUCGCCCCCCACCUCCCAGGCCCCCGGGUCCGGUGGGGAGGGCACCGGAGGAUCGGGGACCAGCCAGGUGCACCCGACAGUCUCGAACCCCUUUGGGAUCAAUGCGGCUAGCCUGGGGUCAGGGAUGUUCAACAGCCCGGAGAUGCAGGCGCUGCUCCAGCAGGUCUCCGAGAACCCGCAGCUGAUGCAGACCGUCAUCUCCGCCCCCUACAUGCGCAGCAUGGUGCAGGCGCUCGCCCAGAACCCCGACUUCGCAGCUCAGAUGAUGGUGAACGUGCCGCUCUUCGCGGGGAACCCCCAGCUCCAGGAGCAGCUCCGCCUGCAGCUCCCCGUCUUCCUGCAGCAGAUGCAGAACCCGGAGUCGCUCUCCAUCCUUACCAAUCCCCGCGCCAUGCAGGCGCUGCUGCAGAUCCAGCAGGGAUUGCAGACUCUGCAGACUGAGGCCCCCGGGCUGAUACCCAGCCUUGGCUCCUUCGGGAUGUCCCGGACCCUGGCACCCUCAGCAAGCAGCAACACCGGGCCUGCACCCGAGGCCCCCACCUCCUCUCCAGCCCCCCCAGCCACGUCUCCCACAGGGGCUUCCAGUGCUCAGCAGCAGCUCAUGCAGCAGAUGAUCCAGCUUUUGGCAGGAAGUGGAAACUCACAGAUGAGGCUGCUGGCAUUUGUGGUGUUGGCUCUACUUGCUGUCACACAAGCAGAGGAAGGAGCCAGGCUUCUGGCCUCCAAAUCACUGCUGAACAGAUAUGCUGUGGAGGGGAGGGACCUGACCUUACAGUACAACAUCUACAACGUUGGCUCAAGUGCUGCCUUGGAUGUGGAGUUAUCCGAUGAUUCCUUCCCUCCCGAAGACUUUGGCAUUGUCUCUGGGAUGCUCAACGUCAAAUGGGACCGGAUUGCCCCUGCUAGCAACGUCUCCCACACUGUGGUCCUGCGCCCUCUCAAGGCUGGCUACUUCAACUUCACCUCAGCAACCGUGACUUACCUGGCCCAGGAGGACGGGCCCGUUGUGGUCGGCUUCACCAGCGCGCCCGGACAGGGAGGCAUCCUGGCCCAGCGGGAGUUUGACCGGAGAUUCUCCCCUCACUUUCUGGACUGGGCAGCCUUCGGGGUCAUGACGCUCCCCUCCAUCGGGAUCCCCCUGCUGCUGUGGUACUCCAGCAAGAGAAAAUACGACACCCCCAAACCCAAGAAGAACUGA